AUGACCAAUAUUUCCUCGACAGCCGAGCGAGCCGAGUCGACAUGGGGCGAGAUGUCGCAUAUAAACUUGAAGCAAAUUGCCAUACUAGGCGGCAAACCCGCAGAACAAGAAACGCUGCCCUGGGCGGCGGUGACACGAAGCGAAUUCUUGAAUCAAAUUAUGACAAUGUUGCCAUUGUUCUCCGGCUCCGUUUUCCAUAUAUUAACUGCCAUGGCUAUCGUAAUGUUUAUCGGAGCCCCCCCACCAUCCUACGCGAGAAAGACUACGCGUUUGCUGGCCUCCAAACGCGCGGCGCGACGUCGAAUGGAGGCGCUACAAUAUCGCGACAAUCGCUCGUCAUCACUGGAGCCGGUGCCCACCACUCCUCCCAACAACGGCAGCCUCACCUCUGACGACAACGAUGUGCUUCCUGUAGCUGGAUCCUCACAGCAGCGGAAGGCAAAGGCGAGGCCCAGACCCCAACUGCAGAAUACGCCGUACGGCCAUGGAACGGCCAGCCACUCCAUAAUAGAGUUGCAGACGGUGGAUGGCCAUGACCAUAAUGUUACUGAAAUGGAUGCCUACCUCAGAGAGGACCUUCGCCGUCGCAUCUUUAUCGAGUUCGAGACCUUUCUCGUCAAAAUUCUACAUCUUCCCGAUGACUGGCGUGUCUCUUUCAAGUCCGUCAUCGAUGCUGUCCAGGAUGACCCAGAUUUCAAAGGUUUACUUUGGGGUUACCUAAAUCUAUGCAAUGAGGUCGGAACAGGUUACGAGAAGGAGAGGCGCCUGUAUUGUCCUCACGCAGACCUAUGCAAUCGUGUCAUUGACGUGGCUCAGAUGCAAUCCGGCACUGAGGUUUCGAAUGACGAUAACAUAGAGUUUUUCCGUAUGGACCCUUAUUCUGUGCGGGGGUCAAACGACGCGGUUCGCCCCGACAUCGUGGGCAUGCUGCGUACCAUAUUUAAGCUGCCCGACUGCCAGGAGGCUCGAGAUCGUAUCAAAAAGUUUGGCCGAGACAAAAGAUGUCCGUCGCGGUUUGUGCCUGGGUGGCCUCAUGUCAUUGAGGUGAAAGAGAUGAAAGCCACAGAUGAUACGAUUGACGAGGGUGUUGGUGCGAUCAGACUAUUGACCAAAGAUGGCAAGGAUCCUAUGACGACGAGACCGAAGAAAAAUCGCAAGGAUAAAAAGGACGAACCGAAACCUGCUGAAUCUUCUGGUGCAUCCUCUACACAAGAAGGGGAGGCCUCUCAGGGAGGUUCAAAGGGUCGAAAACGCAAAGCAGACACCGAAAACGAGCGAUCUUCAAAAUUCGCCCGAACAUCUAAAACAGCGUCGUCCAGGGCCCAGAGGGCCUUUGAUGAUGACAGCUUCCCUUCAGGAACUGAUCGGGCAGAAAAGGCCCGCAUCCAGUGUGCACGCUAUGCUCUGCAGAUACUUUCGAACGCCGGGCUGAGAUCCCACGCUCUCGUGACUCUCAUUGACUGCGACCGCGUCCAGCUCUCUUACUACGAUCGAUCUGCAAUCAUUGUUUCUCAAGCCAUCGAUCUCGGGGAGAAAGAUGAUGAGAUGCUUUUCGUCGCGAUGCUGAUAGGAUGUCACCGUCUUACGCUCAAACAGCGUGGUAUCUUGCAUCAUAUCAUCGAAGACCCGUACAUUACUAACUUCAAUCGGUUCAAUACCGUUUCGAACGAUCCUAAGAAGCUGUUCUCCGGGCUCUUGACGACUCUUCAGAGAAAUGGCAAGACUAUCGAGGUUAACCUGGGCAGAACGAUCUAUCGCCAGCGAGGCCUCAUUGGACGCGAUUCGUGUGUUGUUGCUGCGACAUGCAAUGAAUGGCCUGGAAUGAAAUUGGUUGUGAAGAUCAGUUGGCUGAGCACCUCGCGGAAGUCGGAAAAGGCUUUGGUUGACAAGGCGAAGGCGGAAGCCGACAAGAAAGCUGGUGAUGGUAAGAGGCACUGGGUUCUGGAUCACCUCCCGAAUAUCCUUCAUGAGCAAGACUUCCCGUUUGACGACGAUUCGGCACAGAAGAUGAUCGCGGAAGUGUUGCACGAUGGCGAGUUCAUCGGUGGAGAGGGCACAUACGAAGAUCGUGUUCUCCGUAUUUCUGUUAUGGAAGAGCUGUUCCCGAUUAAGAGUCUUCGAGAGGCCAAGGACUAUGCCCAGGUGUUUGUUGACAUACUUCAGUGUCACAAGUGGCUUUAUGAUCACCCUGGCAUCCUUCAUCGAGACAUCAGUAUGGCGAAUAUUAUGUAUCGAAGAGAUAGCAAAGGGAAUAUCUGCGGAGUCCUCAAUGACUUUGAUCUCUCGUCGUUACUUCCUAUCACGGAAGCCACAUCCCUUCGUCGCACGGGUACGCCGCCUUACAUGGCAUUCGACCUUCUUCAAGAACGAAAUGAUAGCCCACAUCUUUACCGCCAUGAUUUGGAGGCACUAUUCUAUGUCAUGUUGAUGAUAUGCUGUCGCCACUCUAUCAUUGAAAAACCUCAGCCCGGUGGCACGUCUCAACUGAAGGAAAUAUCCGAACCUUUCUCCCGGUGGUUUGCCCGUGGGGUCUCUUGGGAUGCCUUGGCGGAAAGCAAGGAUUCUUUUUUCGUCCGUGCCGACACCCUUCCUGUCUCUUCGUGCUUCGAUGACUUUCGUCCUUGGCUCGAAGCCAUUCGCCGUGCCUUUUCAAAAGGGAUCAAUGCCCGCCGGACUUGGAAGGAUGCACUUGUAAAUGUGUCAUUGGUGACUGUCUCAGAGGAAUUCACUUUCGGUGUUUCCGCAUCCUCCCAGCUGAAAUCACUGCAGGAGAGUGUCCAAGAACCGUUUGAUGAUGCAACCCUCGGUGGAUUUAUUACAUAUCACUCAUUCUUGAUAUUCAUGCACGUAUUUAACGGGGAAGAGCUCAUUUUGAAGAACAAAGAUAUACCCCCAGCAGUCACGCCCUCAUAGAUAGGCUACAUGAUAUUGUUACUACGCUUGUAACACACUGAUGAUAGACUAUUGACACUACAAACUUCUACUCAGUGAAUAAUAGUAAUAGUGAUUUAUC
Messenger RNA from Guyanagaster necrorhizus, 3013 nucleotides. RefSeq lists its product as uncharacterized. Gene Ontology annotation, molecular function: protein kinase activity; ATP binding. The transcript has 5 exons. The coding region runs from base 1 to 2913 and encodes 970 amino acids. Gene Ontology annotation, biological process: protein phosphorylation. The record is from RefSeq and is a predicted model, not a curated record. NCBI's taxonomy places the organism in Eukaryota, Fungi, Basidiomycota, Agaricomycetes, Agaricales, Physalacriaceae.